This is a messenger RNA of Microdochium trichocladiopsis, 1329 nucleotides long. RefSeq lists its product as uncharacterized. The record is from RefSeq and is a predicted model, not a curated record. Lineage: Eukaryota; Fungi; Ascomycota; Sordariomycetes; Xylariales; Microdochiaceae. The coding region runs from base 289 to 855 and encodes 188 amino acids. The transcript has 2 exons.
CAGCGGGUACAGUCCGCCCUGCGCCGCUCGCUGACCAAGUUCCGCCACGACGGCCCUCCUCCCGUGCCGCCCAAGGACGGCGACGCUCCCCAGCCUCAGAAGUUCCCGUCGUACUACUCGGACAAGCACAGCCAGCCCGAGCGUGAUGGGCGACACUACCGCGAGCAUGCGUCCUCGACGUACGAUGUGGCAGCUGCCGCGAAGGCGUUCCCAUCGCCUCCGACAACGACGAAGUUAGAGAGCGAGGCGCCGUUCCUCAACCUCCCGCCACACAAUGAUCAGCCCCUCAUGCUCCGGCAGGAGCUCAUGGUCAUGAGCCACGAACCUGUCGGCGUAGCAAAGUCGAUGCCCGACAAUGGUGCCGACCGCCAAAUGUACGGGCAACAGAGCAACUGUAUCGCAAGCGUGGCCGAUCUUGAUCAACAGCUUGGGCAGCUGCAGCUCGAGAAGCCGAGGGACCAACAGACAUGGGACUCUGAUGAAGUCGGCGUCGAGGCAGGGACUCCGAACAGAACUGUCGUGCCUGGAAGCAUGCCAAUUACGCCCGCCGCAACGGACGAGGGGGCGAACAAGUACGCCUUCCUAGAGACUACACCACCGGACACCGUGGACAAGACAGUGGUCAACGCUGAGCCUGCCGUGCACGAGCGUGUGCAAAACAAUGUGCACGAGAUUGUCCAGGAGAUCACGCGCGACAUCCAUCACUACGACGAGCACUACCGCAUCCAGCCGGUCCUGGACCUCAAGGUGCUGCCCACGCGGCACAUCUUUAUCGACUCGCAGGGUCAUGCAUCGGAGCUACACUUUGAGGGCGGCAAGCCGCCGCCAGGUUUUGAAUUCGGGCGGCCGUUCUAGACGAAAACGAAUCAGUGGCGGUGUUCGGAGCAGACGUUGCGUUGAGCAGGUAGCGAAUAAACACGGGACUACGUUUCGUAUGCGCACAUCUACAUUACUUCUUGUUAUAUAUUCUACUCUACACACUUCCAUAAUGCGAGUUUUAUGGCGUGACCGCGAAAGCCAGAGUAGGUGCGUAUGGACAGAAAACUUACUGAAGUCAUCGAAAAGAUAGGAAAGUAGUCAGUGAAGAGUUACGAUCACCAAGUGUACCGUAAUAUGGAGCAAAACUUUGCUGAAGAUCGAGGUGGCAGUCUCCGUCUUCUGGCCAGACAGCGAAUGGAGCAUCAGGAUUGCGCAGAGUCAAAAUAAGGUCUCCGUCAGGAUCAAAGUCGAUGAUGGAUCCUUCCAUGUUGGAGGAAUGAUUCUUAUUGUAUCACAGCGCAGAUACUGGUUCAAUUUUGAAAGCGUGAGUGGCCAUGCACAUGAUCAGCG